This is a messenger RNA of Papaver somniferum (opium poppy), 801 nucleotides long. RefSeq names its product cell wall protein IFF6-like. Lineage: Eukaryota; Viridiplantae; Streptophyta; Magnoliopsida; Ranunculales; Papaveraceae. The transcript has 2 exons. The record is from RefSeq and is a predicted model, not a curated record. Bases 120 to 563 code for a protein of 147 amino acids.
ACAACUCUUUUUACAUAUAGAAAGAAGAGCUCUAGAAAGAACAUCUAAGAGAGAGGGAAGAAGGAGAGGGAAGACAUACAGUAGCUGGUUUCACUUUUCAAAUCAGGAUCCUCCAAGACAUGGGUCUACUAGCUAAGGUGGUUCUAUGCAUUAUUCUGCUUCAUCAUCUUCCUUGGUGUUCUGGUUAUGUACAAGGAAAUGAAAAUAAUGUAGAAGACGGACAAAGGAUAAACAGACAACUUAUUAGUGGUGGUGGUCGUGGUGGUGGUAGAUCAGGGUCAUCGUCUUCAUCUAGUAAUCAUGGUGGUGGUUCAGCUUCAAGGAAAUCACCUCACCCGUCAACUGGUAAUGAUAAAAGCUAUGGUAGUGGGACGGCUUCUAAAAAGUCACCUUUUACUCCAUAUGGUGCGGUAUAUGCAGCCGGUGCGGCUCACCAUCACAACAGCAACAACAACAACCACCGCAAUAUGGCUGCCCCUCUCAGCUGCAAUAGAAACAACAACAUUGGGUUGUUGUUCACUGCGCUUAUAGUUGCCAUCUUACUGGUGGUAGCAUCCUCCUAAGUUUCGUAGUUUCUGUACAAAUUUUUGUUUAUAUGAUCCGGUCCGGCCUGUUGCUUUUGGAGUAUGAAUUUGUCACUGUUUUCGUUUGUUUUGCUGCUUUCCAUCCGAAACCAUUUCGUUCCAGCAAGUGAUCAUUUUUUAUUUUUUUUUUUGUAUAUUCUUUGUAUUACUCUUCAUUUGGCCUCAAAAGAAUUAUCCACCGGAAUUUACAAGUUGGUCAUAUUUUAAAGAUAUUGAG